AUGGCCGCCGAUCAAGGCUACUGCGCUGCCCUUAAAUACUUCAUACGCAUACAUCAUGCCGACUUUGGGAUCACUCGUACAGGCGCUAGCCUCCUGCACCCGAUCUCUCUGUGGGUCGACGGAGCUAUGAUCUGUCACUUCGUUACUUCGCGAAGCGUGGCGAUAAAUAUCAACUCCGUAGACCGGGAGCGCCGCACUGCGCUACACUACGCGGCCAUAGCCAACAACGCGUCUGCGGUCGAAGCGCUUGUUGUGCUAGGUUGUAGCAUCAAUGGACGCGACAAAAAUGGCAAAUCACCUAUUUACGAGGCUAUCCGCGGCGGCGGCGCUGACACCGCUUUGCGGCUGUUACACCUUGGCGCCGACUGGCGAGCCACAGACGCGUUUGGCCAGACGUGCCUGCACCUUGCUCUCCGAUACAAUAGCGAAAUCCUUGUUUCGCGCUUCCUGCGGCUAGGCAUGAACAUCGGCGCCGUAGACCGGUUCGGAAUGACACCGCUUCAUCGGGCGUGCGGCGCGGGCAAUGUAGACCACGCCCGCGAGCUUCUUCACAGGGGAGCGGCGUGGGAUGCGCGGAACAUGCAUGGGCGCUCACCACUAGAGCUGGCCGUGGAGGCGAGGGCCAAGAGCACCGUAGAGACGGUGGUGUCGUGGAUGUUGACACUUCGGAGGGCGCAAAUCCGCGGAAGUCAACGCAGGAUAAGUCGAUACUUCGACAGUGCACUCAAGCUGGCCUGUGAGCUGGAGCUGGAUUCUACACGUAUCGGCAGCAUACUGAAGGAGGCCGGUGCAGAUAUCGACUACAGCAAGGUCAACGUUGAGAGGGUGUAUCUGGUUGGGCCGACAGCAGAGAAACGUGAUCCUCUUGUUCCUCGAGGCGGUCCUUAG
Molecule: messenger RNA, 888 nt
Organism: Colletotrichum chrysophilum
Lineage: Eukaryota; Fungi; Ascomycota; Sordariomycetes; Glomerellales; Glomerellaceae
Exons: 2
Coding region: 1-888 (295 amino acids)
Cellular component (GO): nucleus; cytoplasm
Molecular function (GO): protein binding
Source: RefSeq, a predicted model, not a curated record